UAGGAAAUAACACUUACUACCCAGGAACCAAAAAAAAAAAAAAAUUGUUACGCGGUGUAAUGUUUAUCUAGACUUCGUGAACAAGAAAAGUACAAUUCUUUCCAUCUGGAUUAAUGUUCACGGGUGUAGAGCUAGUAGUGCUAUUUCAUAAGCACACCAAGUGAAUGGCUGUGCUCUAUGACAAAUGCAAUUGCUGGAAACUGCAGAAGCUUUAUUAAGAUGUUAUGUAAAGAUAUUGCAGAUCUUUUGGAUAUACCCACAGUUCUGUAGCUCUUCUCUGUGUGGACAGAUAAUUGGUAACUACUUCCUACCGCAGAUUGUGUGCCAAGUUAAUUGUCCCUCUGAGUUAAUUUUAAAUGUCAGGAAUCAAUGGAGAGCCCCUUGAUUUACACACACCGUGUGACCUUCAAAGCAACAUAACAGACCACAAGUUUCUCAAGAGAUUUAUUGAAUAUGUUCUUGUCAGCUUUCAAAAAUAAAAACACAUUGGCGCUGAAAAAAGAAAGUGAAAAUAUGUGACUUGAGCACAGCAGUCACAAGGGUCAUACAACUACUGUUUUUAAUUUGAAUGUAUUUGCAUUUGCAUUACCAUAGUAUGUGCCCUCUGAUUAGUUUCAUGUUGAAAUGGGGUGUGUGUGUGUUAUUUGCCCAGUCUAAUGAAAACCUUUUGUUUUUUGUUUUUUAAAUUAAACACCCCUGUUUCAAUAAGGCACAUCCUACACAGGAUAUACUGGCUUUUAUAAAAUGCAACAUCAUGUUAAAUGAGGUGAUGGAGCAGGGUGGUCUUUUCUUUCAUAUGGUACAUAUUUUGUUGUGUUUUUUUUUUUUUUUUUUUUUUUUUUUUUACAGGAUACGGUUACAACAUAAUAGGAUACUGUAUUUACUCCACGUGACAAGUUAUAUUUGUUUGAAUAAAAACAGGACCUGUUCAUAAACUGCAGCACACAUGACGUAAGGCCUUAUGCUCAUUUAGUUUAGAGCAUACAAUCGUGUAAACCACGUGAGAGUAGGACCCAUAGAGCGCUGAAGUGAAUGUAUCUGGUGAAACGGGAUUACACUGCAGGGGUUGCCAGAUUCCGAGCCUAGCCCUAGUUCUGACAGUGAGGGUCUUGCUGAAAGGACAUCAUGCUCAUUUGGCUCCCACUCAGAUCUGGCUCCCAACCCCUCUGAUUCCUCUCCCCCCUCCUCCAUGGAAGAGAUCCAGGUGGAGCUGCAGUGUUCCGACCUCUGGAAGAGAUUCCAUGAGAUUGGCACGGAAAUGAUCAUAACUAAAGCUGGCAGGCGUAUGUUUCCAGCGAUGAGAGUCAAAAUCCUGGGCCUAGAUCCCCAUCAGCAGUACUACAUUGCCAUGGAUAUAGUUCCAGUGGACAACAAGAGAUAUAGGUACGUGUAUCACAGCUCGAAGUGGAUGGUUGCAGGGAACGCAGACUCCCCAGUCCCUCCUCGGGUUUACAUCCAUCCCGACUCACUGGCCUCAGGAGAUACUUGGAUGAGACAGGUGGUCAGCUUCGACAAACUCAAGCUGACCAACAAUGAGCUGGACGAUCAAGGACAUAUAAUUCUUCACUCCAUGCAUAAGUACCAGCCGCGGGUUCAUGUAAUUCGGAAGGAUUUUAGCAGCGACCUCUCGCCAACUAAACCUGUCCCUGCAGGAGAAGGGGUGAAAACAUUCAGCUUUCCAGAGACGGUGUUCACUACUGUGACUGCUUACCAGAACCAACAGAUCACCAGGUUAAAAAUUGAUAGAAACCCUUUUGCUAAAGGAUUCAGGGACUCGGGAAGAAACAGAACUGGCCUGGAGGCCAUCAUGGAGACGUAUGCUUUUUGGAGACCCCCAGUUCGGACCCUCACCUUUGAGGAUUUUACCACCAUGCAGAAACAACAAGGGGGAAGCACAGGAACAUCUCCAACAACAUCCAGCACUGGUACUCCAUCUCCAUCUGCCUCUUCCCAUCUCCUUUCUCCUUCCUGCUCUCCUCCCACCUUUCACCUGGCACCCAACACCUUUAAUGUGGGCUGCAGGGAGAGCCAGCUAUGCAAUCUCAACCUCUCAGAAUACCCGGCCUGUGCCAGGAGCAACAUGGCGGCCCUCCAAAGCUACCCAGGCUUAGGGGACGGCUCAUACGGCAGAAGCACUUCCGCCAGUCAGUCCUUCGAAAAUCCCAUGCCUCAGAGGACUCCGUCUUUAAUUUCUGGAAUGCAGGCCUCUCCUGCUGCUUUGCCUGGCAACAGCAAGAUGGACACCUACAGUGGUCAACUGGGUUCCUUCCCCACCUCUCAGCUCCAGUAUGUCAUGCAGACAGGAGGUUCUGCCUCCAGCUCCUCCUCUUCCCACAUGUUCAGCGGAAGCCACAUGCAACAGGGAUCUUACAACGCGUUCUCCCUGCACAAUCCGUACAACAUCUAUGGAUAUAAUUUCCCAGCUACUCCAAGACUGGCCACCAGUCCAGAGAAACUGACAGCAUCACAGAACAGUAUACUCUGCUCGCCUUCCCCUAAUGGUCCCUUUGGAGACAGGCAAUACCUAUCAACGGGGAUGGAUGGGAUGCACAUGAUCAGCAACCCGUCUUCUUCCCAGCAGAGUGCAAAUACCUGCGAUAGCCGUCAGUAUGGAACUGUACCAGGCCCAUCCUCACAAAUGUCAGUGCACAUGGUGUAAACAAGAUCGUCAUUAAGGAUUUUUUUUUUCUUGUACUCAAAUGAAGGAAACAUGGUUGUUAUACGUGAUGCCUCAACAUGAAGGGGUGAAAAGGAACCUCUUUCCUCUACUUUGUCUGCAACCCUCAAAGAGAGUAGCAUUUAAAUUAACAAAAAUGAAAAUAACUAUAAGAAGAAAAUCUGUUGCUGGAAAGUGUAUCUACAGUAAUUUUGUGAUGGACUGCAGCGGCCCCCCACCCAGAACUGGAAAGGCAAGAUCAAAUCGCACACUUUCUUGGGGGGGGGGGGGUUGCCAUGAUAAAAGUCCAUGCCUGAGCCAUUAUAAAGUGGACAAUCCUUUAUGACACACUGUUAAACUUGGGAUAAGUAUAUGAAUAUAUCACCCUGCAUAGAUCAUUCUAAAUGAAACCCUCACCAACAAAAAACGAAUGGACUAAAUAUCUUUGGUUUAGACAGCAAACAGAGAAUUCUUGGAUCUUGAAGAUUGAAAAGUGUGGCUCACUGCCAUUUGUAGAAAGAGAUGUCUCUUGUUUGAAUAUCUGGGCGAAUAUAAUUCUACUAUAAGUGGAAGGUAUAUUAACUAUUUCAGCUUCUGAAUUUAAAACUGGGAGAGAGGGAAUGGAAAUAUUUAGUAGCAUUACACAGAGACUGUCCUGAUAAACCAGAUAGACACAGAAUCAUGGAAUUAAUAUAAAUGGUAUGAUUGAUUCUCAAAAUAUGCUAUUCCAUUCCCCCUAUACCCAGAAAUAUUUAAAACUCUUGCUUCACCAGAUGCAUUGUGGGAUUGUCUAAAAUACAGCCUGGUAAAAGCAAAGGCUUUAAGUUGUGUGCAAAAAGUAAUAGGAGUCAGAAUUGUAAAGGUUUUGAUGUGUUGUAGAUAAAUGUAUUUAUGUGCCUAGCAUUAAUGCAAGUAUAUAGAUUCAAAAAGGCUAGUAAGAUGUACGUAAAAUGUAAAAAAAACAAAAAAAAAACACAGAGGUAUAAAAAAAGG
Molecule: messenger RNA, 3649 nt
Organism: Acipenser ruthenus (sterlet)
Lineage: Eukaryota; Metazoa; Chordata; Actinopteri; Acipenseriformes; Acipenseridae
Gene: tbx15
Product: T-box transcription factor 15
Exons: 8
Coding region: 1190-2659 (489 amino acids)
Biological process (GO): positive regulation of DNA-templated transcription; cell fate specification; regulation of transcription by RNA polymerase II
Cellular component (GO): nucleus
Molecular function (GO): DNA-binding transcription factor activity, RNA polymerase II-specific; RNA polymerase II cis-regulatory region sequence-specific DNA binding
Source: RefSeq, a predicted model, not a curated record